Schistocerca nitens (vagrant locust) is the source of this 1173-nucleotide messenger RNA. Its product is annotated as UBX domain-containing protein 11-like. The coding region runs from base 89 to 1054 and encodes 321 amino acids. The record is from RefSeq and is a predicted model, not a curated record. Lineage: Eukaryota; Metazoa; Arthropoda; Insecta; Orthoptera; Acrididae. Gene Ontology annotation, biological process: proteasome-mediated ubiquitin-dependent protein catabolic process. The transcript is spliced from 8 exons. Gene Ontology annotation, molecular function: ubiquitin binding.
AGAGUGCAUAAGGUAUUUUUCGUGCAGCCUGUACACGAGCUUCCAGUCUCUUUCCUGCCUUCUUGCCCACUAUCAUCUAUCGUGCUAGAUGUGCCAUCACUUAUGUAUGUUUCAGAUGAGUGAAAUGAGGGGGAGUUGCAGUCAUCACAAAGUGGCAGUCGGGAAUUCUCCUUCAGAUGCCUAUUGCAACAUCACUCAUUUGUACAACAAUCCAGGAUUAUUAUCAGACAUACCAGCAAUUGAGCUGCCUGCUGAUCUCAUACCAGUUAUAAUGAGAAGACUGGGUGAAGCAGAGAGAAAAGUGGUACGGUUAUCCAAAGAAUUGGCAAAUGCUGAGAAUAGUGUAAAAGAGAGAGAUAAACAAAUUCUACAUCUGAAUGAGAAGCUGACUGAUCUGCAGAAAAGCAAGGAAGUAAUAAAUAUAAGCACAAAGAAGAGUAUACAUUGUAAAUAUCAGGAACUGCUCCAUAGAUGUCAGAAAGCAGAGAGACAGGUCUAUGAAAUGGAGAGUUUUCUUGCCGAUUAUGGACUGAUGUGGAUUGGUGGUGAAUCACACAAAUCACCAGAAAACAUCCCAGAACCAGAUGCUCAAACGAAUCACGAAUUUGAUAAUCAUUUGAAGAACCCUGAAAUAAAUUUUGAUGUUCUCCUGCACAAUUUAACUGAACUUAAUUUGAUAGCUGGUGCAGGAGAAACUCAAAUAUCAUAUACAGGGGCAGGUGCUAUGUUCAAGGCUGGAGACAGUAUACCAUUAACAAUAUAUUCAAAUGGUCUGGUUUUAUCAGAUGGUCCUUUCAGACCUUAUUCUGACAUAAACACUAAAAUGUUUGUGCAAGAUAUCAUUGAUGGAUAUUUUCCAUCUGAACUGCAAAACUAUUACCCUGAUGGCGUUGCUUUUAAGGUUAUUGACAAGCAUACAGUACAUUAUGCUGAAGAAAAUAUGCAAUGGAAACCUUUCUGUGGAACGGGAUACAUUCUAGGAGGAAAACUGCAAGGCAGAAGUUCUAAUUAUAAGACAGACACACCAAAAACUUCAUUGGAUCUAAAGCUGUAACUACACUUGUGAAAUGAGUUCAUACCAUUAUUUUACAAACAUUUUAUGUGAUAUUCUAUUUCAUUUAAUUUUUGUGAGAAUAUGUAAUGUUUUGGAAUGAUUUCAUGUGACUUAAUUCA